Messenger RNA from Diatraea saccharalis (sugarcane borer), 5854 nucleotides. Lineage: Eukaryota; Metazoa; Arthropoda; Insecta; Lepidoptera; Crambidae. The record is from the annotation of a GenBank genome assembly.
AUGACGAGGAUGGGGAGAUGGCAUGUGGCGCUGGUGGUGCUGGUAGCACUCGCCGGAGCACGAAUCUCCGCCGCUGCCGAGCAGAUGCAGUCACGCGCCGUUGACACCGGCGUUGACCUUAGCGUGCUUGAGGACCAACCCAUUGGAACUAUCGUCGGAAGAAUUCCGACUAAGCCUGGCUUCACCUAUCGUUUCAAUGAACCACCGAAAGAGUUCAUUUUAGACCCGUUAUCUGGCGAAAUUAAGACUAACGUUGUCCUUGAUAGGGAAACCGUGGAUCGAUAUGCUUUUGUUGUGUUAUCAAGUCAACCAACUUAUCCUAUUGAAGUGAGAUUGAGAGUUAUGGAUGUGAAUGAUAACUAUCCAGAAUUUCCAGAACCAAGUAUCGCUGUAGCCUUUUCAGAGAGCGCAGCAGCGGGUACAAAAUUAUUGCUUGAUGCGGCCACCGAUAAGGAUUUGGGGGACAACGGUAUUACAAAUGACUAUAGAAUAAUUGACGGGGAUAACGAAGGAAAAUUUCGUUUGAACGUCACUGUUAAUCCGAGUGGACAAACAUCUUAUUUACAUUUGGAAACAACUGGGAAGUUGGACCGUGAGACUACAGAUUUUUAUAUUUUAAAUAUAUCGGCACGUGAUGGGGGAAAUCCACCAAAAUACGGGUAUUUGCAAGUUAAUGUGUCUAUUUUAGAUGUAAAUGAUAAUCCUCCAAUUUUUGACCAGAGUGAUUUUUCAGUAUCAUUAAAUGAAAGUGUACCUCCAGGAACAACAGUUUUAAAAGUGACAGCAACAGAUAGUGAUUUGGGAGAUAAUAGUAAAAUCACAUAUGAAGUGACAGAUACAGAAAAACAGUUUGCAGUGGAUCCAGAAUCUGGUGUUAUAACUACAAACAAAAAACUGAACUGUCCAAAAUACUGCACUAAUACAACAUGUAACAUGACUUGCGUAUUAACGGUAAUUGCUAAGGAUCACGGUGUACCACGCCAAGAUGCACGAACAUACGUUACAGUAAAUCUCAUUGACGCAAAUGAUCACGACCCUGUUAUUACAUUUACCUAUGUUCCACCAACGGCUAAUUUUGCUACGGUUGAUGAAAAUGCCAAAAAUGGUUCAUUAGUUGCAGCCAUUACAGUAACGGACUUAGAUGCUGGUCUGAAUGGUAUUACCAGUAUUAGUAUAGUAACAGGUAACGAGCUCAACCAUUUUCGUUUAGAAAACUCUUCAAGUGUGUAUAUCGUGCAUGUAAAUGGUAUUUUAGAUAGAGAAGAAAUAAGUAAAUAUAAUUUGACUGUCGUUGCUAAGGAUCAGGGUACACCAUCAAGAACAUCUACCUCAUAUUUAGUAAUUCACGUUAAUGACGUCAAUGACCAUGAACCCGUAUUUGAAAAAUCUGAAUAUUCCACUAUUUUAAGUGAACUUGCGCCACCAGGAUCAUAUGUUGCUAGUAUUACUGCUACUGAUGAAGACAGUGGAGUGAAUGCAGAAAUUUACUAUGACUUUUAUGAUGGAAAUCAGCAACAAUGGUUUAUGAUUGACCAUAUGACUGGGCUGGUGACUACACGAUCUAUCUUAGACCGUGAAAUCCAAGGCACAGUAGAACUAAACGUUUCAGCAAGAGAUGGUGGACCAAAUCCGAAAUGGGCAUAUACUAGACUCAAAAUAACUAUUUUGGACGAAAAUGAUAAGGCUCCAACAUUUCCUCAGUCACAAAUUAACGUUACUCUACAUGAAAAUAUAAAACCCAUCAAAGAAAUUAUGAUACUGACAGCGUCUGACAAUGAUCAAGGAACAAAUGGCUCAGUGUCUUACUAUUUAACAUCAAAUAUUGAAAGAAAAUAUCCGAACACCUUCAUUCUAGACCCCAUCACUGGACAGUUAAGUACUAUUGUUGAAUUAGAUAGAGAAAAGAUUCCUAUGUAUGAGAUACAGGUAAUUGCCAAAGACCAAGGGUUCCCUCCUCAAUCAUCUACUGCUACAAUAUAUCUUAAAGUAUUAGAUAUAAAUGAUAACUAUCCUAUUUUUUAUCCUCGUCGUUAUGUAGAAACUAUAAAUGACGAUAUGUCCCUUGGUACAAACAUCUUGCAACUAAAAGCAUUGGACUUAGAUGAAGGAGAUAACGCAAAAAUAAUUUACAAACUAGAGAGUGGUGGUGACGGAUAUUUCGAAGUAGACCCAAUGACUGGAUAUAUCACACUGCAAAAGGACUUACGUAAAUCUCUUCAUAGUACACAUACCUUGAAAAUAUCGUGUAAAGAUAAAGGUAAUAAAAAAGCUCGUGAAGAUGCAAUUGUUGAAAUUGUAAAAUUAUCACAUCGUAAGAGCCUUGAAUUUGAUGGAGUUAAUGGUUACCGUUUUAAAAUUGUUGAAGAUGAAGGCACUUCUAAGCCCGACAUUGGACGCUAUGUGGGAAGAGUAAAUGCAAAAAUAUCUAGUGAUACUUUAUCUUAUUAUAUUAUUGAGGGUGAUCCUAAAGAAGUUUUCCGAAUAGAUGAACGAAGUGGUAUUAUUACUACAAAUGCUAAUGUAGACAGAGAAGAUAAAAUGACCUAUAGCUUGAAGAUAAUGGCUAAAAGUGGCGUCUCAUUUGGUUUUGUUACUGUCAAUAUAUCAGUUUUGGAUGUCAACGAUAAUUAUCCAAUAUUUAUUGAAGAUAAAGAUGAAGUUCAUAUUCCAGAAAAUAUGGCAGUUGGACAAGAAGUUUAUUUCGCAAGAGCUAUAGAUCGUGAUUCUGGAUCAAAUCGAACAAUAUUUUACAGUUUGAGUAAUAGUGAUAACAGUUUUAGAAUUUCAGAAACUACUGGAGUGAUUUAUUUGAAUAAACCGAUUUCUGGUGAACCUGGUUACGUCAUGAAUAUAGAAGUCACUGCUGCAGAUAAUGGUAAUCCUUCACUUGUGGCUAAACAUUCAGUAUCUGUCAUCAUUUAUGAUGUUAAUGAUCAUACUCCUGUUUUCGAUCAUACAUCUUAUGAAACAUCUUUAUUAGAAUCGACUGUUGUAAAUAGUCGAUUUUUUGCAAUAUCAGCCUCUGAUGCAGAUUUGGGAUUGAAUGGGAGAAUAUCUUAUUCGAUCAUAGAAGGCAACGCCGAUGGAAAGUUUGGAAUUUUCCCUGAUGGAUUUCUCUACGUAAAAAGUCCGCUUGAUCGAGAAGAGAGGGAUUAUUAUUCAUUAACAUUAGUAGUGUCUGACUACGGUACACCUCCAAGAUCAUCACAAGUUCCCGUAGUAAUACAUGUUUUGGACGAAAACGACAAUAGCCCUCAAUUUACGAACACUACUUUUAUUUUUAAAAUUAAAGAAAAUGAGCCCCCUGACACGUUCGUUGGCAAACUAACAGCGACUGAUAAAGAUAUAGGACGUAAUGCAGAGUUGACUUUCAGUUUGCCUAUAGUACAAAAUGAUUUUAGAAUUGAUUCUAGAAAUGGUUUUAUAAAAACAUUGCGAUCCUUUGAUAGAGAAAGCUUAGCCCAUAGUACAGGUCAAAAUUACAUAACAUUGACAGUAACAGUUAGUGAUAAUGGGCAUCCAAAACUUUCAGACUCGGUCAGAGUUACAAUCUAUAUUACUGACGUCAAUGAUAAUGCCCCAAUUUUCAUGAGAACACCUUACAAAGUCGAAGUUUCAGAAGGAACUGCAGUAGGAGCCUCAAUAAUGCGUGUUUAUUCAACUGAUGCCGAUGAAAGUCUAAAUGGUGACAUUUACUAUAAACUGAUUGGUGGUGAUAAUAUGGGGCAAUUUUCAUUAGAUGAAGCAACAGGACAGCUUUUUAUAAGUAAGCCACUAGAUCGUGAGACUAUAGAUCGAUAUCAGCUUACAGUACUAGCUCAUGAUACUGGUCAAUCAGUACGGCUUUCAGCUACCACAACUAUAACAGUUGAUAUAUUAGAUGAGAAUGAUAAUGCACCUGUUUUUACACAAUCCAAUAUGAAGGUGUCGAUCUUAGAAACAGAACCGAUAAAUAAGAAAAUUUGUCAAUUUCACGCCAAUGAUGCUGACUUAGGAGUCAACAGUGAAUUGCAAUUUUCCAUAACGUCUGGGAAUAGAAAAGAAGCAUUUUUUAUUGAUAGCUAUUCAGGUGAGCUUUUCCUACAUAAACAAUUAGAUUAUGAAGAAUUAACAUCAUACGUCCUAGUCAUUACAGCAACGGAUAAUGGUAACCCAACCUUAUAUUCGAGUAUUUCAUUUACAGUAAAUGUGAUUGAUGCUAACGAUAAUGCUCCAGUUUUCACUAAUACUGCAAUUGUACGUCAAAUAAGAGAAGGUAUUCCAAAACACACACCAAUAGUUACAGUGACUGCAGAGGACCCAGAUUCUGGUUUGAAUGGAAAAGUUUAUUAUUCUAUAAAACGACAAGAUCCAAUUGAUAAUAAACGUCACUUUGCUAUAAAUAAUGUCACUGGAGUCAUACAUACAUUAUUACCAAUUGACAGAGAAAGCAUUGAUACGUUUAGAAUUACUGUAGUCGCCUACGAUCGAGCCGAACCAUCUUCAUUAAGAUUGUCAGCUGAGAAAUUGGUGACCGUUAUUGUUGAAGAUAUCAAUGAUAAUGCUCCCGUUUUUGUCUCUAUGAAUGCUGCUGUCAUAAACUUAGAUAGAAUGGGUAGAAGUGUUGGAAGAGGUAUAUUUAUAAUGAACGUAUUGGCACGAGAUUUAGACUCAGGAACGAAUGGGCUGGUCACUUACAAACUUAUACAUGGUGGGAGCGAUCUAUUUGAUUUGCAUAGGAGUAACGGUGCGCUAACAUUACGGUAUCCCCCAUCAGUGCCUGAGGCUAGGUGGAGCUUGGUCAUAAAAGCUACGGAUGAGGCGGUGUUGAGUGAACAAAGAAGUACAGAGACAUACCUCAGUGUUAUAUUGGGUGGGACAGAGUUAGAAGGUGUCACUUGGACAAAUAUUAAAUCAGUUUCUGUGGCUGAAAACGAGCCGGCAGGGACGGCUGUUUUAAAUUUAACUAAUAAUUAUAAAUUGGGAUUAGAGUAUUAUAUAGUGAAUGUGACGGGUAGUGGUAAACAAGUGGACCGUUUAUUCGACAUAGAUUCGUCGUUGGGGAUUUUAUCAACGGCUAUUUCGCUGGACCGUGAGACUGGUGCAGAUAGAUAUGAAGUAGAAAUAUGUGCUGUGUCGUCAGGAACUCCACUCAAAAGCACAAAGACCAAGGUAAGGAAACACAUUUUAUCUUACUAUUUUAUAAUUUGUGUUUGAAUUAGUUGAGGAUAUAAUGGAUUAGUUCUAUUAAUAUUUAUUUGAGUAUUAUAUUGCUGCAAUACUCAACAAUUUCGUUUUAAUAUUUUUAAUAUAUAAUUACGAGUAUAAUUGUACUUUAAGUUAUGGGUUUCAAAUUACCAUACAUGCAUUUAUUGUAAGACAGGUAAAGGACAGGUUUCCUUUCCAUUUUCUUAAUAUAAAGUGUAAUUAACAGAAGAUUAUAUAAAAUAUUAAUGAGGAGCUCAAUGGCGUAGUGGUUAGUGUGUUUGAUCUGAAAUACAGUUAUUAAACAACUUUCGCCAUAGUCGGUUAUUGGUGGGAUGACCACAAAUUAAUAAUAUGUACAAUAUACUUUUGUUGUACUUUUAUAAACACAAAAAUAUAUUUUUAAUGAUAACUUUACUAUUAAUAAAUAUUAAUCAGAUAUAUACAUGUUAUUGGUAAAUGUUCUGACUCUCAGAAAAAAAAUAAGCUCAAAUGAAACUGCAGUUACAAGUUAGAUUCACUUGACAAAGUACAGUUUUAGUGUCUUCUUAAUAUUAACUACUUUUUUUUUAUUAUUGUUUUAUUAUAAAUAUAGAAUUUCGGGUUUAAGUACUUCAUCUUCUUAAUUAAGCUGACACUGACUUAGCUCCGUUUUCACUAUCAGUUUUAU